Messenger RNA from Nematostella vectensis (starlet sea anemone), 6962 nucleotides. Its product is annotated as serine/threonine-protein kinase MRCK alpha. The record is from RefSeq and is a predicted model, not a curated record. The transcript has 58 exons. Gene Ontology annotation, molecular function: protein serine/threonine kinase activity; ATP binding. Gene Ontology annotation, cellular component: cytoplasm; cytoskeleton. The coding region runs from base 328 to 5778 and encodes 1816 amino acids. NCBI's taxonomy places the organism in Eukaryota, Metazoa, Cnidaria, Anthozoa, Actiniaria, Edwardsiidae. Gene Ontology annotation, biological process: actomyosin structure organization; peptidyl-threonine phosphorylation.
CGCUUGGUCGGCCAUCUUCCUCACCAGCUCGUCUCGCAUUGUUGUUGUGCAGAAUACAAGUCGAAGAUUGGCCAAAAUAACGGAGCGUUUAUUGGACUGAAAGGAACUUUUCAGGCCACCGUGCUCAGAUCAGGAGUGUAUUUUCGCGAUCGUAGUUGCAGUGUGCCGGUGAAGAGCUAUUCCUUUAUGCGGUUUGCUGUGGUGUGUAUGGGUUGUUUUUGGCGCAAGUGUGUGUAAGGCAGUCUAACGCCGAAGGAUGCAUUCCCUUGGAUCUGGUUGUCCGUCUAGCACUCCGAGUCUAUAAUUACUCCAUGGACUGAACACACCAUGGCUAGUGACUCAGUUAAAGGAAGACUGAAGCAGCUCGAGCAGUGGUUUAGCUUUGGAAGUAAAGAGAAAGGCUCUUACAGCAUCGAAACGUUUCUCGAUAUCUUACUCUUACUCUACGAUGAGUGCUGCAACUCUACCUUACGCCGGGAUAAAAAUAUUUCUGAGUUUAUAGAAAAUGUCAAGCCGGUUGCAACAAAAAUCAAGCAGUUUCGCUUACAUCGCGAAGACUUCGAACCUAUAUGUCUCAUUGGGAAAGGAGCUUUUGGAGAGGUCACAGUAGUUCGCCAGAAGUCUUCGGAGCGCAUUUACGCAAUGAAGACUUUGAACAAGUGGGAAAUGCUAAAGCGAGCCGAGACUGCAUGUUUUAAAGAGGAGCGUGAUGUGCUGGUUUAUGGCGACAAACGAUGGAUCACCACCUUGCACUAUGCCUUCCAAGAUGAUGACUAUUUGUAUUUUGUGAUGGACUACUAUAGUGGCGGGGAUUUGUUGACGUUACUAAGUAAAUAUGAAGAUCAUUUGCCUGAAGACAUGGCUAAAUUCUACCUGGCCGAGGUGGUUCUGGCUGUUGCUGCCAUACACAAAAUGGAGUAUGUUCACAGGGAUGUCAAACCGGAUAAUGUGCUGUUGGAUGUUAGCGGCCACAUAAGAUUGGCAGACUUUGGCUCCUGUCAAAAGCUUGGGAAAGAUGGCACUGUCAACUCAUCUGUUGCUGUUGGGACUCCUGACUACAUUUCUCCAGAGAUUUUACAGGCAAUGGAGGAUGGAAAAGGGAAGUAUGGGGUGGAAUGCGACUGGUGGUCUUUAGGAGUGUGCAUGUAUGAAAUGUUGUUUGGAGAGACACCAUUUUAUGCAGAAUCUCUUCUGGAAACAUACAGCAAGAUCAUGGCACAUACGGGGAAGUUCAAUUACCCUUCUGAUGUAGAAAUCUCAAACAAUGCUAAAGAUUUGAUGCAAAGACUUUGCUGUAAGGCUUCACAAAGAUUGGGACAGAAUGGAAUGGAAGACUUCAAGAACCACUCCUUUUUUGAAGGCAUCGACUGGGAAGGGAUUCAUUAUAUGACCCCACCUUAUAUCCCAGAAGUGAGCAGUCCAACAGAUACCUCUAACUUUGAUGUGGACAUUGAAGAAUCCAAAGCAAAUGAAGCUACUCGCCCUUCCUGUGCAGCGCCGUUCACAGGCCACCAUCUUCCUUUUCUUGGAUUUACUUUCACAGAAAAUAGCUUGAUUUCCGACUGUGCACCAGAUCUGACUGAUCAAAAGAAUGUGAAAAAGAAUGAAGACAUAACAUUACAUCCAGUACCUAGCAAUGCUCCUAGUUCACUCUCUGUGGAAGCCUACGAGAGACGGAUUGAGAGACUUGAACGAGAGAAGAAGGAUCUCGCUCGCAAACUACAAGAGUCCACCAAAGUAGUACGAGAACAGUCGGCGAUGAUAACCAAUGAUCCUGGUAAUGACCAAGUGGAUUCCAUGGAAGUAAAGAAACUCAAGGAUGAGCUGCUGUCCAUGAAGCAGAAAGUCAUGGAAUUUGAUGCUCAAAUGACAGAGCAAGACAAGGAGUUACAUGAAGCUUUAAAUAGCAGAAAGGAACUGGAGACUACUGUGGAAGAAAUGAAUGUAAAGAUCCGAUCCAUAGAAAGGGAUAACCGUGGUUUGAAGGUGGAAAAAGAGGACCUAGAAAGAGUCCUACAAGAAGCCGGUGAAAAAGUUGCUUCACAGCAGAAGGAGCUUAAAGAGGCACAUGGUCAGCGUAAGCUGGCAAUGGCAGAGUUCAGUGAGCUAAAUGACAAGCUUGCAGACAUGCGCUCUCAAAAGACCAAGCUCUCCCGAACUGUGCGUGAGAAAGAAGAAGAACUUGAGAGCACCAUGCAGAAACUUGAUGGCCUCCGAGUCGAAAUACGCAAUGCUGACAGGAAAAGAAGAGAGCUCCAAGCACAAGUGGAAGAAAUGUCUUCAGAGGCCAACAGGGAAAAGAAACUAAGAGUCAGGAGUGACCAGUACUCUAAACAACUUGAGGAGGAGAUCGAGUAUCUUAAGGCUAAGCAGAGAAGUCUUGGACGACCUUUUCCUUCUGAUACCACAGAGGAUGACCAACAGCAAGAGAUCUCCAGGCUGAAAGCAGACGUCGAAAGACUGAAGCUAGAGAGUGAAGAAACACUCCAGCAAACCAAGAACAAGCACACUGCAAAAGUUCAGGAACUGUCUGAGAAAAUUCAAGAGAUUGAAACAAAGAAAGCCUCGUUGGAAAACGAGGUAGCAUCACUGAAUGAAAAAAUAGAUGAAACAAGAAAAGAUAGCCAAAGGGAGCAACAAGAAAUGACACUAGAAAUGAACAGGAAGAAUGAACGUGAGCGCAAACUACUCAGAGAGGAGAACAAGAAACUCCAGUCAGAAAUUGACAAGUUGUCUGAAUCUCUUGAGAAGAGUGUUGCUGUGCAGCGAAAGAUGGAGGAAGAACUCAGGGAUAGCAGCGAGAAGAGAGAUGCUGUGUCUCACUGGGAAGCCCAGAUUGCUGAAAUUAUUCAAUGGGUGAGUGAUGAAAAGGAGGCACGUGGCUACCUGCAGGCUCUGGCAAGUAAGAUGACGGAGGAGCUUGAGGGGCUCAAGUCGUCAGGAUAUUCAUCUCUUCCAAGGGGAGAGAAGAAUCAGUGGCAGAUGAGAAGAUCACAGAAAGUGGACAAGCAAGAGAUACUAUCACUUCAGGCCAACCUUCAGGCAGAAAUCCAAGCAAAGACUCAACUAUCUGAGGAAUUGAAUAGAAUGAAAGAAGCAAAUGUCACCACUGAAAGGAAACUUGCUGAGUCUGAGGCCCAAAAUAACAGCUUGAGAGAAGAGAUCAAGAAGCUGAAGCGAGAUCUAGAGCAGAUGAAAGUUGUUAAUGUACAGAAGGGAGACUUGCCAUUCUUUACGUACCAGCAACAAAGUCGUUUGGAUAACUUAGAGGAGGCUAAUGAAAAUGAAGAUAGCAUAAGCUCCCCUGGAAGAGAGUCCAGAGCAUCCUCAGUGUCCCCAUCCCUGACUUCUGAGACACUAAUGCGAACAACGUCCACAUCAUCCAAUACAUUCGCACCACAACCUCAUGCUCACAAGUUUUCUGUGCGAACCUUCACCACGCCAACUAAGUGCAACCAGUGCACCUCCCUUAUGAUUGGAUUGGUACGUCAGGGGGCCAUAUGUGAAGUGUGUGGAUUUUCCUGCCAUACGACUUGUACCGAUGUAGCACCUGCAGUUUGUCCAAUACCUCCAAGUCAUGCCAGUCGCCGGCCGCUUGGCAUCGACCCAGAGAAGGGUAUUGGCACUGCGUAUGAAGGAUUUGUCAAGAUUCCUAAGCCUGGGGGGAUAAAGAAAGGCUGGAUGCGUCAGUUUGCAGUUGUGUGUGACUUCAAAGUUUUCCUGUUUGAUGUGACUGGUGAUAAACCACCGCAGAUCUCACAGUCUGCAACACAAGUCAUAGACAUGAGAGACGACGAGUUUGCAGUUAGUAGUGUUCUGGCUUCUGAUGUCAUUCACGCCAACAAGCGCGAGCUACCUUGCAUAUUCCGGGUCGUAGCGUCCCAGAUGACCCCCCCUGGGGAGCCCCUGACCCAGCUUUUCCUAACUGACAAGGAGAACGAUCGUGUCAAGUGGGUCAAUGCGCUCCAGGAACUCCACAAGUUGCUCAAAAAGAACUCUCAGAUUUUACAAGCGCAAAUCUUCCAAGCUAAGGAAGUAUGUGACCCUUCUCUUCCGCAUUUGAAACAAACUCUAUGCGCCACGAUUAUUGAUACUGAUCGUGUGGUGUUGGGGACAGAGGAUGGCUUGUUCUGUCUUGAGCUCAUGAAAGAAAGCGUUGCACGAAUCGGUGACAGUAAAAAGGCAUACCAAGUAGAGAUGGUUCCCGAUGACCAGCUUAUUGUCAUCAUAUCAGGGAAGAACCGGCACAUCCGACUGUACCCGCUGUCAGCAUUGGAUGGCCACGAGACGGAGCCCAUCAAGAUUAACGACACCAAAGGCUGUAUAAUGUUCGCGACCGGGAGUAUCCACUCCAACACGUCCAGCUGCCUGUGCGUCGCCGUAAAGAGGCAUAUAUUCGUUUACGAGCUGAACCGGACUAAAUACAGACAUCUUAAGUUAAAGGAUAUCCCUCUGAACUUCAAUUUGCAAUGGCUGGGUGUGUCGUUUGGUAAACUUAUUGUCGGAUACUUGUCCGGGUUCACCGUCUUUAACUUGGAAAGCGAUGCCCAACCUCAGAAGCUUGUGAGCGCAGAUGACCCCAACCUGAAUUUUAUCACGAAUAACCCUGUGGAAGCGCUUCUAGCUGUGGAGAUUGAGCCCAACGAAGAGUAUCUUCUCUGCUUCAGUCUGCUUGGUGUGUUCGUUGAUCAGACUGGCUUCAAGUCCCGGCGGUACGAACUCAUGUGGCCCUCUCCUCCUCAUCACGUCGCGUAUUCGCACCCUCACGUCAUCUCCUUUAGCGAGAGAGCCAUCGAUGUGUUUGACUCCCGGUCAGCAGAGUGGCUGCAAACUAUCCCCAUAAAAAGGUGUCACUCGCUGAUUUCGGAUGGCUCACUUAGUCUAUGCACUGCCUCGGAACAGUUCAACCUCGUUUAUCUGAAGAAUAAAUUAUAUGCUGAGGAGGAACUUAUCAUCCCUGAUCCGACAAAAGGCAAGAAGGCUCUUGCUGCCAUGCUCCGACUCAAGAACAAACGAAGCAUGUCCCAGAGAUUCUCUUGGAAGACGAAGGAGGCUGGUCUGCAAGAUUUGGAUCCCGACACCAAGUCGAAACUAAUCUCAGCACCAACCAACUUCAACCACAUAACCCACAUGGGGCCCGGCGAUGGUCUACAGAUAUUACGCGAUCUUCCAGUGGGUGUACAACGCGAGGAAGAGCAAAUGGCAGGCGGUCAGCGGGCUCCUCCUCGCUCCAAGCGAGCGGUCACAGGAAACCCCGCCAUGAUGAACAGGCCGAACCUCGUAGGAAGAGGCCGACCCCAGAGGCCCCAAAGUCAUGCGCCCUCCAUGUACAACGGCAAGUCUAUUUCUACCACGGGCGUGGACAGUGCUACGGACUCACCUCCUUCUAUUCGCCCGAGGUCAUCAUCGCAGACUCAGUCCCGGUCAGCGGAUGAUCUGAGUGACGCCAAACGGCACACGGUGAAUGGUGCGAGUCGAUUGUCCGCGGACCUUGACAGUUAUCCACAGCAGCGCUUGCGACACCAGGAUAUGUUACCACAUACGCCUGAUGACGAACAGAAGCAAUUGGAGCUAGCCAUCGAGCUCAGCAAGCGUCAAGCGGCUAUAGACAAGGCAUACUCCAGGGACUCCCUUAAUCUCCCGGAGUCGCCCAGACAUUCAUCAGCGUCUGGAUCCAGCUCAGGGCUUAGCGCCUCACCCACCCCUAGUCAGGAGGAAACGACAACGGUGACGUCACCCGAUUGUGUACGCUUGAGUUUCGAUAACACCAAACUAUGAGAUCCGGUGGCAAAUCAGCCGGUGACGCCCAUGUCAAUUCCUGAGGUCGAAUAGACAACUGGAAGAAGUGCAAAGAUGAAAUAUUGAAUAUUGUGCAUAACGUGUAGAUUGCCAGACUUGCAGUAACAAGCAAGGAAACGCAUCAACGAUACCAACUGAAGCACCUGAAAUGCCUCAAUCCUAAUCUUUAUUACACUAGCCCAUCUCCGGUCUAAUGGGUCUGAUAAAUGCCACCAGGAACUACACAUAGUUCCCGGAGAAGCCUUUAUUUCCAUGCAUCACUAUAAGUAUAAGCUCACCCUCAAUCGACGUUGCCGUGUACAUGCGCUCACCCGGUUCAAAAUGAAAUUAGUUUAAAUUUUUAGAAGUAUAGAUAAGUGAUUUUAGGAAGAAUGUUUAUUUUAGUAAGCCAGCUAUUCGAGGGCAAAUUGUCCCGUAUAGCGUGAUGAAUCACGCUGCUUGCUUAUGUAGCAAUUGCGCCUCCCCCUAUCCCAUCUUCAUCGGUUAUCGGAUUUUUAAGGUACUUAUUAUAAUCAUCAAUUACCUGGUAGUGUGGGAAUAAAAUAAGAUGUAUCAUAAUUAUUUUAAUCAAUCGCAGCGAUAGAAGACUCCGUAUGCGCUUGCUGGGUCGAGCAUCCAGGCAGAGAUUGUGAAAAAGGUCAAUGGCAUUUCGUUUUGGAAAUAUUCGCAAGUAUAUUCCCUUGUGAUGAAAGUCCCUAAGGAGAUGAUAGAUAUCUUUACAUUUCCUUUUCUAGACAUUAAAUGAACAGUUUAAUGUGUAGUUAGGUUAUUUUUCCUGUAGUGAUUAUAUAACUUUAAUUCUUGUUAUGAAAUGAAAAUCUCAUCUCAAAUGAAUUACAGAUACGUUUUAGGCUCGUGGUAGAUUGUCCAUUAGAACUAUUUGGUUUGUAAAGAGCCAUUUUAGAGUCUGCAUUAACGAAUCCUUUAGCAGCUCUAUUGCGUAUACUGCUCGCCCCUCAUUCUAAAAUCGCCUUCCAGCGCAUCAUAUAUGUCAAGGAGCCAAGUUCAGCCAACUUACCACUUCUUUGAACUGGAAGGCGUGUUUAGCCUUAUAAUAUAGCAAUUGAAACAAUGAGCCUAUCGCAAGGGCGAUAUGUUUGUACAAAGUUGAUAUAUUGUGCUCUAGUACAAAAACACUAGGUAAUAAACUCGCAUUUUAACAA